CUGACAACAUAGGAAGCAUGAAUCAACAUCAUUGAACCCAUGGACGACGAGGACGAUGACGUCUAGAUGGUUUCGACCCUCACUGACGUACAAUGUUUUACACAAAUCGCUCGACUCUAUAUAACAGGCUUCUACCAAGCUCUUGGCCCAAGAAAGUGGCAAGACAUUAUUCACUCGAAGAAGCACACAAAACAGAUCAGUCUUAAUCUGGUUACCAUUCUCCACACCUUUCACUUGGCAUUGCUUCUAUUCUACUAUGGCUACUCAAGCUAUUCACAAUGCAUCUCGGGCCUUCUGGAGCGAGGUUGAUGCGCUCCGAGGCGAGCAACAGGCAGCUCAGACUACCGAACAACGCGUUCCGCAGUCGUAUAAAGAGGAGCCCAUUGCUGGCGUCCAGGGCAAAGGAACCAUAAACGACCCAUACGAUGCGGGCAACCGAGACGAACAACCGGAAGCCCCCAUAUCCAAAGAAAAUACCGCUGCCACUACAGAGCCUCUUUCUUCCACAACUCCCGGCACCGGUACUGGCGCUGGCGCUAUUAGCGGCACUGGCACUGGCACCGGCACCUUCCAGGACAAGUACCGGAGAGGCAGUGACAAAGCAACACUCGUAUCCUCGGGCAUGGAGCAUCCUUCUGGUCUUGGUGCAGGAAACACUCAGAAAUAUGAGGGCCUCGGCGGGUCUCGCUCUAUGACUGAUGAGCCUCAACCUACCGGGGCCACCUCUCAACCCUCUGGCUCUACCUCUGCUGCGACGGCCGCCGCAGGAUCUACAACUGGAUCCACUGCUGCUGGAGGUUUGUCCGAACAACGAAGCCAGCCUUUAUCCACACCAUCCCAGACCCAGUACCAGAAAACAGCCGCUGACUCCACUGCUACUGGCACUUCAACCUCACAGCCCGAGGUUCAGGGCACGGGGGGUGCUGGCGGGCCUAGCACUACUGGUACCUCAGCCUCACAGGCCCAGACUCAGGGCAAGGAAGGUGCCGUCGAGUCUAGCACCACUGGAACAUCAGCCUCAAAAGGCAAUAAGGAUGGUGCCGGCGCCCAGAGUGCUGACGAUGUUGCCGCUAUGGCGAAAAAGAAGGGUGUCAGCGAGGAGACUCUCAGGGGCCCCAAGGUUUCCGUACCCCGGGAAUCGUACGCAAAGCAGCAGAAGUUUAGUACUGCGGGGUUGAAAGAGGGCGAAUCGACCGGUCAACCCAAGACAUCCAAGCCUGAAGGGAAAUCUACUGAAAGCGGCCAAAAAGCCAGUGAUACCAAGAAUGCCAGCAAUGGGAAGGAUAGCGGUGUGCAGCACCAUAGGAGCGUGAAGGAGAAAAUCAGUGACAUGCUGCAUCACCGCUAAGCCCUCCUUUUCUGUGGUAAUGCAGCCGCUACGCGAGUAAGGCAAAUGGUAUGGCCGUUAAUUAUGAUUUAAUCGGUAGGCAACGCUUCCAUUAAUUGUAUUAUAAUAGUUGAUAUGUAUUAUGAAUCGUAUGAAUAUACGUAUAUACAAAGUCUACCCAUUAUUAUACCAUCGUAGUUGUACCAAUCCCGCCUAUGCGUAUACAUGUCAGAUGUAGCGCAACAUCACUCAAACAGCAACUUCAAUUCCUCAAUCCUCUCCUU
Aspergillus versicolor CBS 583.65 is the source of this 1611-nucleotide messenger RNA. RefSeq lists its product as uncharacterized. The transcript has 3 exons. Lineage: Eukaryota; Fungi; Ascomycota; Eurotiomycetes; Eurotiales; Aspergillaceae. The coding region runs from base 257 to 1348 and encodes 363 amino acids. The record is from RefSeq and is a predicted model, not a curated record.